Messenger RNA from Cyanistes caeruleus (blue tit), 560 nucleotides. Lineage: Eukaryota; Metazoa; Chordata; Aves; Passeriformes; Paridae. The record is from RefSeq and is a predicted model, not a curated record.
AUGUGGGAGAUUAAGUCUCACUUUAAUAUGACUGGAUAUUUUCACCCAGCAUAUGACGGUAAGCCUGUGAUGGUUCCUUCAGAGAAAUCAGAAUCCUUUGCAUCCAUGUUGAGACGCUCUCCUUUAAUUCAGAUGGGGCCUGCCAAAGAUAAAAUUGCUGUUGGUCAAAUAUUCCAUGUUGUAGAAGAUGAUCUUUACAUAGAUUUUGGUGGCAAGUUUCACUGUGUGUGCAAAAGACCGGAAGUUGAUGGAAAAAAAUAUCAGAGAGGAACCCGGGUACGCCUCAGACUGCUGGAUCUUGAACUGACGUCCAGGUUUUUGGGGGCAGCCAGUGAUACAACAUUGCUGGAAGCUGAUGCAGUGCUUUUGGGACUUGCAGAGAGCAAGCAAACAAAGCAAAAUUAGUAAAUUUACUGCAAAGAGAUGCGCUUCGUGCACUUCAUGCUCUGUAACAAAUUACAUAAAUUAAAUGCUUCCUCAGGAAAUAAAUUAAAAUUUUCUGUCCACUUAGUCAUGUAAAAAAUGAGAUCAAUAAAGAACAAUAAGCACAUUGUACCUAA